Molecule: messenger RNA, 657 nt
Organism: Dimorphilus gyrociliatus
Lineage: Eukaryota; Metazoa; Annelida; Polychaeta; Dinophilidae
Source: the annotation of a GenBank genome assembly
GCUUUUUCGAUUUUGAAUAGUUCAAGGUCAUAAGAGUUACAACUUUAAAUCUCCUUGUUAUAUCACCAAUCUAUCGUUUGUUCAUUUCUAGGUAAAAAAUACUUUGUAAAUUUUGAACGAUUAAAUGAGAUUAUUGUCAACUUUAAUUAUCUACGUAGUUCGUACAUAUCAUACAACUUUUAUAUUAUCGCUCAAUACAUGGUUUCAGGGAGCCUGUCGGCAAAGUAAAAUAUAAGCAUGGCAGGAAGAUUUAUACCCGAACUGCUUUUUAAACGUCAAUUUGGUACUACACCAUUGUUAAACGAAAUACGGAAAAUGGCUAGACUUAGGGUUGUAGAUAACUCAAUCCUCGGUAGACAGGCGGAAUUGGAAGGAAAGCCAGCCAAAUGUAUACAUGUAUAUAAUAAGAAUGGUGUAGGAACAAUCGGCGAUAAAGUUCUUGUCGCAAUUAAGGGGCAAAAGAAGAGAGCCUUUCUAGUUGGAGUUCGACAAAAGCAAAAAGCAAUGGUACCUAGAUUUGACUCUAACAACAUUGUGCUCAUAGAGGAUAGCGGACAGCCGACUGGAACACGUAUAAGAGUACCUAUUCCAUCUUUAUUAAGAGGGAAAAAGGGUGAAUUUAGCAAAAUAUUAGCUUGUGCCACAAAAUUUGUCUGA